Aspergillus thermomutatus is the source of this 408-nucleotide messenger RNA. RefSeq names its product P1 family peptidase. Lineage: Eukaryota; Fungi; Ascomycota; Eurotiomycetes; Eurotiales; Aspergillaceae. The record is from RefSeq and is a predicted model, not a curated record. Gene Ontology annotation, molecular function: aminopeptidase activity. The transcript has a single exon. The annotation marks the transcript as partial.
AUGGUGUUGGCAAUCACAGAAGUCCGACGUUCGAGCCCUAACUGUAUGUACCCCUGUACGCUAUCCGCGGCUACCACCACCAAUGCCAUUAACACUGGCGUCACCACCAUCCUCCCUCGCAGAGACUGGUUCCACUCUGCCUGCUACGCGGGCUACUUCCGCUUUAAUGGCUCCGGCGAACUAAUGGGCAGCCACUGGCUUGAUGAAACAGGACUGCCUAACUCGCCCAUCGUGCUGAUCAAUUCCUUCGCGGUGGGCGCAUGCUGUUCCGGGAUUUACGAGUAUGCGGUUCGCGAGUAUGCGGAUAAGAAAACGGGGUUGGUGAAUUGGUUUCUCCUGCCGGUUGUCGGGGAGACGUGUGAUUCGUUUUUGAGUGAUAUUAGGGCGAUGGCGGUUACGUCGGAUAUG